UGGAGGCUCAGUCACACAGGGGCGGCGAGACUCUCGCCGCGAAGCGAGACAGCGAUUCGCGAAACGGGCAGACACACCGCAGCGCGAAACGCGGCAAGCGCGAGAGGGGGGUCUCUGGGAGGAACGGCGGGCCACCAAUUUAAGGACCUCAAUUCUCAGGAAAAACGGGAGAUUCACUCCAAAUAGAGUAAGGAGCGCCUACUACCUGCGUUAAAAGCGAAUAGCGAACAACUAAAAACAAGGACGUGCUGGAACCGCUCCGGCCUCCCGUAGACAAUCGAGGUGUAUAGACACCCGAGCAAGAGAGGGCAGACUCUCGUCUCCCACCCCCCGGAAAGCGAAGCGCUUCGCGCCGGAGCCUUUUCGAAAAGCGUCAAAUGUGGCGAUAGCGUUCUUUCAUUUGGAAAUAAAUUGUGUUUCGACGCCACACCCACACCUGCGAGUUUGACGGUCGUGUAAAGAGACACCGCAACGAGGCAGAUACAGCUCUCAGGCUUGCCAGCUGGCCAUCCAGCCGGCUAGAGAGGCGGGUCACCAGUUUCCCAGAGAAAUUAUCACCACCUCCUCACGAGGUGACGAUAGCGUGCAUACUCAGCAAAAGUUUCCUGCAGAUCUUCUACCUUCCACAAGAUCGGUUUCCCUCGCUAUUUCCUCAGCAGGAGAGACAUCCGACGAGGGAGAAACGCCACGCUUGACGCGUCGUAUGUGCCGCGGUUGGGCGCACAGUGUGCAGCUCGGAAUCGGGGGAUUUUUUACAACAGUGCCGGAGAGCCCAGCUUUCCACAGUCUGUCCGAAAGCACAUUUUUGGACCCUCGCGGAGGUGACGAAGUCUUUGUGCGAAGCGCGCCUCGAGUCGCCGCCUACCGCGCUCGGGCGUGUGAGGAAGCCGACACCCCUCAACGGCAGUCCGCCCGGGCGGGAAGGGAGAGACGGCGGUUUCCGGAUCUAAGCCGAGUCUUCUUUUCUCCACGCUGUUCUCACGGCAGCUGGGCAACUGCAUUUUUAGCGCAAGCGACUAUCUUUUGAACGAGCGGAUUCGACAGAGUUUAUCGCGACAGAGCAGGCCGGAAUUCUACGCAAAAAGAGUUUUCUCGACGAGUUCUCGAUUUUUCUCGAGUUUUCGCGUCCACGCAUGAGUGUCCACGGCAAAAAGAACAGCUCCGCCGCGCGGGCAGACAGACCCUGUUUCUUUUCCAGUUCGCCAACAAGAGGCGCUUUCGGGGCCUGUCGCGUUGAUCGCGAUUUCUCGGCUCCUUGACGAAUUUCACCGGGUUUUCUCGUCCGUCUUCGCCUGUGCUUCGCUGGACGUCCAACGCUUUCCCGAACAGCGAACUGCCUGGCGAACCGCCACUGCCUCCUCAGGACGACGCGGCGAAACUGGGGUUUCUGCGAAUUCGGGGAUUUCCUCCCUCCCGUCGCAUCCGGUGCCGGUCAAGUCACGUAUCGAGCUUUUGCAGACAGGAGCUUCAGCUGCAUGCAGCCCUUUUGCGCCUUCUGUUGCUUAGCAGAACGUGUUGAAUUCUCGAAUGUCGAAGGCCUCUGUCGCAUCAUCGCGACCUUCUGUCCCCCAGUUUUCCCGCGUGACCGCGUCUCUCUCGGUUUCUGCCGCCCCGCCUGACCUUUUCCUUCACGCCUUCCAGCGUCAGUCAACGCCGGUCUCGCCAUUGUUUUCCUUCUCCCCUUCUCCUUUCCCCCUGUAGCCGAAAGUCAUCUCUGUGCUCUCCCCAGCCUUCUCUCCACCCUUCCCCUCCCCCGCCUUCGCCCUGUGGUGUACGUUCCCUCGAGCGAGCUUCCGCGCUUUGCCGCUCCUGUCGUCGUUCUCUUUCGCCGCAAUGUUGUCGUCUGCGCUUCGCUCCGUGAGGCCCGCCGCCUCGGCUGCCUCUCGCCGUUUCGCCUCCGUCGCGCAUGCACAGACAGCUGCCUCCGAGGCUGAGGCUGCCACCAAGGUGCCGGACUUUCGCACCUUUGCGAUCUACCGGUACAACCCUGAGACAGACAAACGCCCGUACAUGCAAAAGUUCGAGCUCGAUGUCUCCACCUGCGGCCCCAUGAUUUUGGAUGCCCUCAUCGCCAUCAAAGACAGACAAGACCCGAGCCUCGUCUUCCGCCGCAGCUGUCGAGAAGGCAUUUGCGGCUCUUGCGCGAUGAACGUCGACGGAAAGAACUGCCUCGCUUGCCUCACCCCGAUCAAGCGAGGCGACCGGGAAAAUGAAGCGAUGCGCCUCAUGCCAGGUCAAGACAUCAAGCACGACCGCCACGAAGAGGAAGUGGUGAGCAGAGUGACCGAUAAGAUCAACCACGCGUUGUUUCGCGAGGCGAAUCCCCCCGUGGAGAUCUUGCCUCUGCCCCAUAUGAUGGUUUUGCGCGACCUAGUGCCCGACAUGACGAACUUCUACGCACAGUACCGCAGCGUCGAGCCCUGGCUGAAGCGGAAGACCCCCAAGAAGGACCCAAAUGUGGAGAAUCUUCAGUCGAUUGAAGACCGCCGAAAGCUAGACGGAAUGUACGAGUGCAUUCUCUGCGCCUGCUGUUCUACUUCCUGUCCGUCCUACUGGUGGAAUCCGCAAGCCUACCUCGGCCCGGCCGUCCUCAUGCAGGCCUUCAGGUGGAUUGCAGACAGCCGAGACGAGUUCACUGAGGAACGCCUGGCGGCGAUCAACGAUACGAUGAAGCUGUACAGGUGUCACGGCAUCAUGAACUGCACAGUCUCCUGUCCCAAGGGCUUGAACCCUGCAGGAGCCAUCCAAAAAAUGAAGGAUCAAGUGGAAGCGCGGUUCUCGCCGGCCUGGAAGUCUCUGCAGGCACAGCAGGCUUUGGAGAAGUCGCAAAAGCUCGCGAAGGACCUUGGCCUCGCUGCGUAACCUCGGCUCGCCGUACACUCGCAGCAGUCGAUGUGGGGACCUAGGCAUGCCUCCGGGAGGGACGGAACACGCAAACGUGUGUGCAUGUGUAUCGGGUGUUUACAGCAAAAUGCGUUGGUGUAUCCUCGGUGACCAUUUGGCCACGCGCAUGCGUGCGUAUGGAUAGGUAUGUACAUGCAAAUGUCGUUUUAUGAGUUUUGUGCGCGAGUUCGUCGUAUCGCGGUGAGGUAGGCAGACUCGGUUUGGAAGAAGGAAGCAGUGACGGGUCGGGGGUCUUCGUGUGGAUCAGUUCUGCGACUCGUACUUCCGGGUGUGUCUGUGCAUUGCACGAGCUCGUGCAGUUGCGUUAUCGCGAGGAGGUUUUGAAACUUCGGUGUUUGCCGCACCUAAAGGUGUGGCCGUCGACUCCAACUUCAGCAAGUCACUUCAGACGGGCCUGAACUCUUUCUUGAGGAACACGUGAAGUCCACAAGCACCUGUACACA
Toxoplasma gondii ME49 is the source of this 3347-nucleotide messenger RNA. RefSeq names its product succinate dehydrogenase [ubiquinone] iron-sulfur protein. The record is from RefSeq and is a predicted model, not a curated record. Gene Ontology annotation, molecular function: 2 iron, 2 sulfur cluster binding; electron transfer activity. The transcript is spliced from 7 exons. The coding region runs from base 1834 to 2862 and encodes 342 amino acids. Gene Ontology annotation, biological process: aerobic respiration; respiratory electron transport chain; tricarboxylic acid cycle. NCBI's taxonomy places the organism in Eukaryota, Apicomplexa, Conoidasida, Eucoccidiorida, Sarcocystidae.